Drosophila simulans is the source of this 1216-nucleotide messenger RNA. It is a transcript of the gene mtTFB1, whose product is annotated as dimethyladenosine transferase 1, mitochondrial. The coding region runs from base 144 to 1136 and encodes 330 amino acids. The transcript has 2 exons. Lineage: Eukaryota; Metazoa; Arthropoda; Insecta; Diptera; Drosophilidae. Gene Ontology annotation, cellular component: mitochondrial matrix. Gene Ontology annotation, biological process: transcription initiation at mitochondrial promoter; rRNA methylation. The record is from RefSeq and is a predicted model, not a curated record. Gene Ontology annotation, molecular function: rRNA (adenine-N6,N6-)-dimethyltransferase activity; mitochondrial transcription factor activity.
GCAGCAGGAAAAGUUCCUGGACGACUUCGAGGAGCCCAAGAAGGUGUCUUCCUAGCUACUGUCAGCGUUAGUUAUUCCUAGUUCGUAAGCGUUUUCUUCAUUUUACAACAACUUUACACUUUUUGAAGUCGUUGCACAACAGGAUGGCCCAACCCAGUGCCCGUGUGCUCCAGAGCGGCAUGCGCCUGCCACCAAUGCCCACAAUUCGGGAGCUGGUGAAGCUAUACAGACUACAGGCCAGGAAACAGCUCAGCCAGAACUUCCUCAUGGACGAGCGGCUCACGGACAAGAUAGUCAAGUCGGCGGGGCGCAUCGAUCCCAAAGAUUUAGUUCUGGAGGUGGGCCCCGGGCCUGGCGGUAUCACGCGCUCUAUUCUGCGUCGUCACCCACAGCGAUUGUUGCUUGUGGAGAAGGAUCCGCGCUUCGGCGAAACACUGCAGUUGCUCAAGGAGUGCGCCAGUCCGCUAAACAUCCAGUUCGACAUCCACUAUGAUGACAUCCUGCGCUUCAACAUGGAGCAGCACAUCCCGGACACCUCACAGCGGAUCCAUCUGAUUGGCAACCUGCCGUUCGCCAUAUCCACGCGACUGUUGAUCAAUUGGCUUGAUGAUUUGGCCGCUAGGCGUGGUGCUUUUCGGCGCAUCGACACCUGUAUGACUCUGACCUUCCAGCAAGAGGUGGCCGAGCGAAUUUGUGCCCCCGUAGGCGGCGAACAACGCUGCCGGCUGUCGGUGAUGUCGCAGGUGUGGACGGAACCCGUCAUGAAGUUCACCAUACCGGGCAAGGCGUUCGUUCCGAAACCACAGGUGGAUGUGGGCGUCGUCAAGCUAAUUCCCCUCAAGCGCCCCAAGACGCAAUUGCCGUUUCACCUAGUUGAGCGCGUAGUCCGUCACAUCUUUAGCAUGCGCCAAAAGUACUGUCGCCGAGGCUAUGGCACCCUCCUUCCGCCAGAGGAUCGCGAGGAGGUUGCUCAAAAGCUAUUCGAGCGCGCCGAAGUACAGGAUACGCUGCGUCCCUUUGAACUAACGGUGGAGCAGUGCCUGAGAUUGGCCGAAGUCUAUUCGGAGCAUCUGGUGACGCGACCCGACGUGGCUGCCUAUGAUUACCGGGCUCCCAAAAAUGCGGAGGUCCUUUAAAGCAACGAUUUCACUCCUGUUUAUAAAUAUGGUAAAAUGUAUUUAAUUAGUUGAGUAAACACAAGACUCUAAAAGCUGUA